This is a messenger RNA of Thamnophis elegans (Western terrestrial garter snake), 4081 nucleotides long. RefSeq names its product solute carrier family 12 member 9-like. Gene Ontology annotation, biological process: potassium ion import across plasma membrane; potassium ion homeostasis; cell volume homeostasis. The record is from RefSeq and is a predicted model, not a curated record. The coding region runs from base 111 to 2894 and encodes 927 amino acids. Gene Ontology annotation, cellular component: membrane. The transcript has 14 exons. NCBI's taxonomy places the organism in Eukaryota, Metazoa, Chordata, Lepidosauria, Squamata, Natricidae. Gene Ontology annotation, molecular function: potassium:chloride symporter activity.
CGGGCGGGGAAAGAUGCAGCCCGGCGGCGGAGGGCCCGGCCGGCCCGGUCACAUGCCGAGCCCGUGAGCCGCGGACGGAGCCAGCCAGACCCGCGCCCCCUCCCCGGGCCAUGUCCACCGAGAGCUCCCCGCUGCUCAGCUACCGGCUCUUUCGGGUCUCGGGGGAGGCGGAGAUGGCGGGGGUCGGCCAGGAGGAGGCGCCCCUGGUGGUGGGCUCGGGCUCCGGCGGCGGCGGCGCCCCCGACCCGGCCCGCCAGCUCUCCACCUUCUUCGGGGUGGUCGUGCCCACCGUCCUCUCCAUGUUCAGCAUCGUGGUCUUCAUGCGAGUCGGGUUCGUGGUGGGCCACGCGGGGUUCCUGCAGUCGCUCCUGAUGCUGGUGGUCGCCUAUCUCAUCAUCUCCCUCACCGUCCUCUCCGUCUGCGCCAUCUCCACCAACGGAGCCGUCCAGGCUGGGGGGGCUUACUUCAUGAUCAGCCGGACUCUGGGCCCCGAGUUCGGGGGGAGCAUCGGCCUCAUGUUCUACCUGGCCAACGUCUGUGCCUGCGGCGUCUACGUCCUUGGGCUGGUAGAAGCCAUUCUGGACGUCUUCGGAGCAGACGGAUCAGAGCCAGCGGGCCUGAAGACCCUCCCCCAGGGCUACCUCUACAGCUUCCUCUACAGCUCCCUGGUGCUGCUGGUGUGCCUGCUGGUGUGCCUGGUGGGGGCCCAGAUCUACUCCCGGGCGGCUUUCUUCAUCUUCCUCCUGGUCAACCUGGUCCUGGUCACCAUCUUCGUCAGCUUCUUCACCGUCUCCCCGAGGGAGAUCGCCGUCUCCCACGGCGGCAACCAGACUUUCAACGCCUCCUUCACCGGCUUCAACAUCUCCACCCUCAGGGACAACCUGUAUGCCAUGUACUCGCGGGACUACACAACCAACAACAUGAUGUCCUUUGCCACCGUCUUUGCCGUCAUGUUCAACGGCUGCACCGGGAUCAUGGCCGGCUCCAACAUGUCAGGGGAGCUGAAGAACGCCAGCGCCUCCAUCCCCAAGGGGACCAUCGUGGCCGUCCUGUAUACCUUCAUCAUCUACUUCUUCCUUUUCUUCAUGACCGGCUUCACCUGCGAGAGGGCCCUCCUGAAAGGCGACUACGGCUUCUUCCGCUCCAUCAACAUUUGGCCGCCCUUCGUGCUGAUGGGCAUCUACUCCGCCUCGCUUUCGGCUUCCAUGAGCAACCUGAUUGGCGCUUCCCGCAUCCUCCACGCCUUGGCCAAGGAUGACCUGUUCGGUGUUGUCCUGGCUCCGGCCAAGAUUGUCUCCAGAGGAGGCAACCCCUGGGUGGCCGUCCUCUACACCUGGGGCCUCGCACAGCUGGUGCUCCUGGUGGGGAAACUCAACACCAUCGCUGGCAUCGUCACCGUCUUCUACCUGGUCGCCUAUGCCGCCGUUGACCUGGCCUGCCUGGCGCUCGAGUGGGCCUCCGCCCCCAACUUCCGCCCCACCUUCCAGCUCUUCUCUUGGCACACCUGUCUUCUUGGCAUCGUCUCCUGCCUGGUGAUGAUGUUCCUGAUCAGCCCGGCGGGGGCCUCGGGGAGCCUGGGGCUGAUGCUCCUCCUGCUGGGCUUCAUCCACCUCCGCUCGGCCGCCUCUUCCUGGGGCUACAUCAGCCAGGCGCUCAUCUUCCACCAGGUCCGGAAGUACCUGUUGCUCCUUGACAUCCGGAAGGACCACGUCAAAUUCUGGCGCCCGCAGAUCUUGCUGAUGGUGGCCAACCCUCGGGGGGGAUCCCAGCUGAUGAGGUUCAUCAACCACCUGAAGAAAGGGGGCCUCUUCGUCCUGGGCCACGUGGAGAUCGGGGACCUGGAUACGAUGCCCUCCGACCCCAUCCAGGCUCACUACAACUUCUGGCUCAGCCUGGUGGACAAACUCAGCAUCAAGGCCUUCGUGGACCUCACCCUGUCGCCCUCCGUCCGCCAGGGGACGCAGCACCUGCUCCGGAUUACGGGCCUGGGCGGGAUGAAACCCAACACGCUGGUCCUCGGUUUCUAUGACGACUGCGUGCCUGAGGAUUACUUCCUGCAGGACCCGGCCUUCAGCCAAGCCCGGGAGAACGACGAGUUCGGGGUGGACCUGGCGGCCCUGCAAGCCCACUUCCCCCCCGUGCGGGUGACGGCCAACCAGCGGGCCCUGAAGCCCUCCGAGUACGUGGCCAUCGUCUCGGACGCGGUGAAGAUGCACAAGAACGUGUGCCUGGCCCGCUACUUCCACCUGCUGGACAAGGACCUGCUCUCCUCUUCGGCCUCCAAGAGGCGCCUGGAAGGCCGCUACAUCGACGUCUGGCCCCUCAACCUCCUGCGCCCCGACACGCCCACCUACGUGGACAUCUGCAGCCUCUUCCUCCUCCAGAUGGCCUGCAUCCUCACCAUGGUCAGCUCCUGGAAGGGGGCCCGGCUGCGACUCUUCAUCUGCGUGGAGUCGGGGGACGGCGGCUGGGUGAGCAAGGAGGAGAAGCUGCGGGAGCUGCUGACCAAGCUGAGGAUUAAAGCCACCAUCAAGAUCGUGACCUGGGACCAAGUGGCCAGCUGCCAGAGCCACCCGCCGCCUCCGGGCACCGGGGGGCCGAGCUCCGUUGAGGUUCAGGCUCCCCCGGAGGCUCUCCCCAAGGAGAAGCGCUCGGGGGAAACCUUCCUGAACGCGGCCACCUUCCGUGUGACGGACGAGUACUUGGCUUCGGUCAACGAGCUUCUGCGGAAGCAAGGCGGUCAGACGGCCGUGCGGUUCCUCUACCUGCCACGUCCCCCCGCCGACACCUCUCAGUACGAGCGCUACCUGGAGCAGCUGGAGAUUCUCACCACCGACCUGGGGCCCACGCUGCUGAUCCACGGGCUGACCCCCGUCACAUGCACCGAACUGUAAGUGGCCGCCAGCGGGCCCUGCAUUCGUGGCCGGCAGCGACUCUAAAACGCCUUGUCGCCAAUGAACAAAACGUGCCUUUGUCUCUGGAGUGGGGGAGUGGAGAAAUGAGGAGGAAGCCGGGCCGAGCACGGCUGGGCUGAAGACGUCGGGGGAGAAGGGGACAUUUGGGGCAGCUGAGAAGGCCUGCCGAAUCAGGAGAGGAGGAACAAGGGCUGAGUUCUGCAGGACACAAAUGUCUUCCACUAUUUCGGGACACUUUUCGUCUUAAUGGACCUGAGGGUCCCAGCCGGGAGAUCUUCCUAUAUCCCUGGAGGCCCGAGGGCUUCUUCUCAGCUCUCCCCCAGAUUUCCAGAGCUGGAAAUUAUUUCCUCAUCCGUUUCCUUGUGCGAGAAGGCCCGAGAGGACAAGCGGGCACCGAUAUUCGGGUGAAGGAAACGUCUUCCAACCCCUUUGGAUUUCAAGGUGAUUUUAUCCUCAACCAGAGGUCUGUGCUGGCUUGGCCAAGGCUACCGGCCUCCCCAGGUGUGGAAUUACAACGCCCAUCCCUCAUCGCUGGCCACUCGAGGGUGGCUGCAUUGGCGGGAACGAUGGGAUUUGCGGCGCGGCUAUACCAAGAAGUGCAUUCGGUGUCAUUGGGGAACCGUUUGGAUGGGGGGACGUUGCGUGAAGCUUCCGAUUUGAGUUUGAGGUGGGUCGUUUCUGGGCGUGUUUUGAACCCAGGACAGCCCUGCCUCUGGCUCGCACAUCUUUGUGUUCCGAGUGGUUGAAACAACCCCUUUUCAGAGGCCUUGAGCGAAAGCAGCCACCCCUCCUUCAGCUGGAGCAGAACAGGUGGUUUGAGGGGAGAGCCUCUUUGCACCCCAGUUCUCCCCCUCCCUCCAUGGAGGUCAAGGUUAAAGCGCCUUUGCCCCCCCCCCCCCCCAAGCCCUGGCUGGGGUCUCCACCCAUGCCAUUAGCAUAGCGGAUUAGAAAUGAAAACACGCUUAACAAAAAGGGAGUUUUUAACUUCGUUCCUGCAAGCAAUGCUUCUACUAACCACUAACUGGCCCCGGAAUCAGCUGCCUCCCAAGCCGGGGACAGGGGGGCACCUGGGAAAACCGGGUGCAGGGAUGGAAAGGGGGAGGGUCGUCAAGGGAGUCCCAGCACCAACAGGGAGGGGAGGGGGAGAGAGCAGCUGCUCCUGCGGA